CGGCGAGCCGGCAGACCUUCGCAGGCGUCGGAGGCGAAGCUCCUGCUUGUUAUGCCCACCCCGGGCGCCAAGGUGAAGGCAUUCGGGAAUCGAGGCGCCAGGGGCGGCUGAGUGAAUCGCCUGCAACUCCGCGACCCCCGAUCACGUAAGGCCCCCCAUCCGGGGGCGGGAGGCCGCAUUGGAGCAUCGGCGGGGAGCAGGAAUGGCAGAACCCACCUGGCAGCGUGUCUGCGGCGCCGCUUGCCUGCCCGACCCCUAGGGAUGAAGAGGAGACUGGGAGCCCGCCGAGGAGGCACUGCAAGCUGGGCGGCAACGCAGACGUCGCCGGACGGACGCGAGUGAUCGUCUUGGGGGGGAGCGAGGGGGCGCACUCAAGUUUGUCAGUUUAAUUGCAGAAGCGUGAAAGAGACGCCCCCCCCCAAAAAAAAGCACAACAAUCUCUUAAGACGAGAAACGUUGAGUUUCUCUCCCCGCCCCCCAUUAAAUUUUUUUUUUUUGGUCCAGAUCUUGAAGAUUGUAUUCAAUGUAUUGUCCAUUCGCUGUAAGAUGAGAACUUUGUGAAGUCUCUCCCAGAGCGAGAAGGAUGACUACCCCCGCCCUGCUGCCCCUGUCUGGCCGGAGGAUCCCCCCUCUGAACCUGGGCCCCCCCUCCUUCUCCCACCACCGGGCUACCUUGAGACUCUCCGAGAAGUUCAUCCUUCUGCUGAUUCUUAGUGCCUUCAUCACCCUGUGUUUUGGGGCAUUCUUCUUCCUUCCAGACUCUUCUAAACACAAACGGUUUGAUCUGGGUUUGGAAGAUGUGUUAAUUCCUCACGUGGAGGCCGGCAAAGGGGCGAAGAACUCGGGCGUCUUCCUGAUCCACGGACCCGAUGAACACAGACACAGGGAAGAAGAAGAACGUCUGAGAAACAAGAUCCGAGCCGAUCAUGAGAAAGCCCUGGAAGAAGCAAAAGAAAAACUGAAAAAGUCAAGGGAAGAAAUCCGAGCAGAAAUUCAGACAGAGAAAAAUAAGGUAGCCCAAGAAAUGAAGACGAAAGAGAAUAAGCCACUGCCACCAGUCCCUAUACCCAACCUUGUAGGAAUAAAUGGUGGAGACCCAGAAGAUGAUGACAUAAGAAAGAAAAGGGAAAAAAUUAAAGAGAUGAUGAAACAUGCCUGGGAUAGUUAUAGGACUUAUGGAUGGGGACAUAAUGAACUCAAGCCUAUUGCAAGGAAAGGACACUCUACUAACAUAUUUGGAAGUUCACAAAUGGGUGCUACUAUAGUAGAUGCUUUGGACACUCUUUAUAUCAUGGGCCUUUAUGAUGAAUUCCGAGAUGGGAAAAAAUGGAUUGAAGACAACCUUGAUUUCAGUGUGAAUUCUGAAGUAUCCGUGUUUGAAGUCAACAUUCGAUUUAUUGGAGGCCUGCUUGCAGCGUAUUACCUUUCAGAAGAGGAGAUUUUCAAGAUCAAAGCAGUGCAGUUGGCUGAGAAACUUCUUCCUGCCUUUAACACCCCUACUGGGAUUCCCUGGGCGAUGGUAAAUCUGAAAAGUGGAGUAGGACGAAACUGGGGCUGGGCAUCUGCAGGUAGCAGCAUUCUGGCAGAAUUUGGUACUCUGCAUAUGGAGUUUGUCCAUCUCAGCUACUUGACAGGAGACCCGGUUUACUUCAAAAAGGUCAUGCACAUUAGAAAACUUCUUCAGAAAAUGGACCGCCCAAAUGGCCUUUAUCCAAAUUACUUGAACCCAAGGACAGGGCGCUGGGGCCAGUAUCAUACAUCAGUUGGCGGCCUAGGAGACAGUUUCUAUGAAUACUUACUGAAAGCCUGGUUGAUGUCAGAUAAAACAGACCAUGAGGCAAGAAAAAUGUAUGAUGAUGCUAUUGAGGCUAUAGAAAAGCAUCUUAUUAAGAAGUCCCGGGGAGGUCUCAUUUUCAUUGGAGAAUGGAAGAAUGGACACUUGGAGAAGAAGAUGGGGCAUUUGGCCUGCUUUGCUGGGGGAAUGUUUGCACUAGGAGCAGAUGGUUCCAGAAUGGAUAAAGCUGGUCAUUAUCUAGAACUUGGAGCAGAAAUUGCACGGACUUGUCAUGAGUCAUAUGACAGAACUGCAUUAAAGCUAGGGCCUGAGUCAUUCAAGUUUGAUGGUGCAGUAGAGGCUGUGGCAGUCCGCCAAGCUGAAAAGUACUACAUCCUCCGUCCAGAAGUGAUUGAAACCUAUUGGUACCUAUGGCGAUUCACUCAUGAUCCAAGAUACAGACAGUGGGGCUGGGAGGCAGCACUGGCGAUUGAAAAGUAUUGCCGAGUGAGUGGUGGAUUUUCUGGGGUCAAGGAUGUUUAUUCCUCUACUCCCACACAUGACGAUGUGCAGCAGAGCUUCUUUCUUGCUGAAACAUUAAAAUAUUUGUAUCUGCUGUUUUCCGGUGAUGACCUUUUACCUUUAGACCACUGGGUGUUUAAUACAGAGGCGCACCCUCUGCCUGUGUUACAUUUAUUCAAUACCACACUUUCAGGAAAUCCUGCUGUUCGAUGAAAGCAGCUCCCGAAGGACCAUUUUCACCUGUGUCUUGUUUACAUGGACCACUAUGGAAAUAUGCUGGCCAGGGGGCUCUUGGAAACCUAGACUCUGGAGUCAGCCUGGCAGAGUAAAGAGUGACUCUUCCUUGCAAGAAUUUCAACUUGUAGAUACAUCAACUUUGAAAUUAUUCCAUUUUAUACCUGACCAAAACAUGUUCCGGGUACGUGUAGGACAGGGACCUGAUAAGCUUUGAUUCUGAAUGGAAUGGUCACUGAGGUACGAUGCCCAUUGUUACUACAUUGUUUGUAGAGUCCUGAGCCUUGAAGCCUCGGCAUCCUCAGAGCAAGGUAGGAGUAUGGACAAGGCCUUGCAGGAGUACAGCUGGCGAUUGGAACCAGUUGUAUAUUUGUUUCCUCCCUCAGUGGAGCAGCUUUCAAAUCAAUUAUUUACACAUUGUUUAAUCCGUUCUUCUCCAUUUUAAUAAUGGGAUGAAUUCAGGAUUUUUUUUUAAAGUACUGAAGUACUUAACCCUGUCUGAUUUUUCAAGUUCCCCAUUGGAUGACCAGACUGGCAGCCAUUUCAAAUCCCAGCCUAAUUUGUUCAUAUAUCUUGGUUAAAAUUAAAUUUCUCUGGGGGCAUGAUCUCACAAAGAAUACUGCUCAAUUUGUGUCUCCAUUUGGAAUCACAAGUGCAUUUUAUCAUAGCCACUAUUUGUGAGCCUGGGUUUGGGAUUGUGCAUGUCGUUGAGUCCAGUGUUGGCAGCAUGACAAAAUGUGGGGAAGGCUGUAGACCAUUCCCUUGAAACCUGUUCUAAGAGAAAGCCUUGCUUUUGUUGGUGGGAAAUUAUUUUUUUCCAAACCAGCAAAUCUACUAAGUAAAUGUUACCCACUUUAACCUUAUUAUAAAUUUAGUACAGUUACUCAACAACUUUUAUUAUAUGGCUUUACAAAACAUCCUGUACUAUAUAUGGUUCUGAAUUUGCCUUGAUGAGAAACACUGCUAUUAUGAUUUAUUAAAUCAGAAACAAAACACAGAAACUUCCUUGAUUUGACUUGGGUAAGAGAGAAGGAAAUUAUUUAUGACCUCAUUAGAAGAACAAGCUUCUCAAAAAUAUUUUUUGUAAAAAACUUAAUAUUUUCUCCAAGGAUACAAAUUAAUCCAAAGAAUUAAUCAGAAAGCUUCAAAAUAAAUUUUAGUAGUAAAAAUGUGGUACAAUGACCAUAUUUCAUGUAACUUGAGAUAUAUGUCUAAGAAUUUUUCUCUUACCAUCAAUAGGUUUUGCAGUGAUAAUUCUUGUAAAAGAAAUGUCUAGUUUUCUUUUUAAUGGCAGAGGCAAACAAAUUUUAUCAAGGACUAUAAUAUAAAUAUUGAAUGCUUUUAAUUUUGUGUCACAAUGUAAGACACUUACUCCUCUUUAGUACAAUCGGCCACCAUUGACAUUAAUAAAAGUUGGGAAUAGUGUAAUUAAUAUUAACUCUGAAUUUCAAGAUUUUAUGAAACAGUAUUUGUUCAGAUAGCUAACAUUGCAAUUCUGAAAUCUUAUUUCCUUAUUUUGAUAGCUUUUUUCCCCCCAGUUCUAUUAGCAUGUAAAUUUAAAUUGGGAAAAGACUUUGUGAAUUAACAUAAUUAAAUAUUUCCUAAGGUUGAUCAUUUUACACCAUAGUGAAACAACCCACACAGUUCAACAAAUCAUUCAUAAGUAACCAACCAUAAUUUUUUCAGUAUACAAAGACAAGCGUGAACAACCAGUUGCAUUCCUCAAAUCCUUCAGAGUUCAAUUUUAUCACAUAUUUUGAAUGUGUGAUGCAUUUUACUACUUGAAAAAAAUAAUUUUUAAAUGAGAAGAGUAGAAUGCUUUAAUAUGACUUUAGAAGAAAAAGAGAAAGUAUUUGGGGUUUUUUAAAAAAAAUCACCUUCAUCCUAAAAAUAGCACAAGCCCACUUCUGAGUCAUUGAAGAAAAGUGAUCUGGCAAGGACCCAGAGCAGCUACGCUAAUGGCCCUGUGCUCGCCCUCAUUUGGCUGGAGGAGAAUGCAGAGAAAAUAGGACCUUCAUGGUUCCUCGGACGUCUCAAGUGAUGGGAGGCAGAACCUCCCAUCCCACACUGCUCUGCUUGUAUCACUUGGAUAAACUGGAGCUUCAGAGCAGACAAGACGUAUCCAAGCAGGAUCAGUUCUGGUAAGAGCAAAGAAUCGGAGGAGGACAAAAGGUAGGGUUUUCUUCCCCUGCCUUCCCUAUGGCGAUGAGGAGGCUAGAGCGCAUAAGGAUGCUUCCAUUUUCCCUUGUCUGAAUACCAAAGGCAAUUAAAGUCAGCUACAAAUGACUUGCCAGUGUUAUGUUUUCUUUUUGUGAUUCUUUGACAUUAUUUCCUCCAAAAUCAAUCUUUAUCCUCUGUUCUGCUUAGUUUCUAAGGGUAUUGUUAUCAUUAUUAUUUUUUACUUUCUUCUGUUCUUUGCCUUUGCAUUUAUAGACCUUAUUACUCAGGAUAAAUACUUACUGAAUUUCUAAGACCUUUUGCAAAGAGCCCAGAAGGCUCCUUUCUAAAGGGGCUUCUUCAGAGAGCCGACACUUCGCCUUAUGCCUUUGGCACAAACGUGCAGAACAGCUCAGUUGGGACAUGAAAGGAAAAACAAAAGCCCUCCACCUUCUCCAUUUAUUUCUCUCCAGUUUGGAGUCACAGUUUCAGUUCAAAGUGGGCUUAUUAUUAUUAUUCAACCGGUAUAAAGUUGUCACACCAAGGCAGUGCAGCCCUAACCAAAAAGACCUCUCAGUACAGAGCAAUAGGCCCCAGUCAGGGGGUUCUUACUUUCUGGUGGGUUGCAUGUAUGUGCUGUUCUGUUUUUCGAACAUGAACUUAUUCUUAUCUUUGAGCAGAUGUUCCAAUGUAAAAGUAAAACCUGACUAUUGAAGGAGUCUGUCCUUUUGGGGGAUUAAUGAUCUGGGGUGUCAGUGAUGUCAUCUAGCACAGCCUAGGGCUUCAUUUGGUAGAUUUCUCCCAGGCACUUUGAAAUUUUGACCACCACCUCAUAGUCUCCAUUAUCCAUUGCCAAAGUCUUUGUCAAAACUAUGUAUUUGUUGGUAAAAGAUUAUACUUACAAUUCUCAUUACGCAGUUUCUCCUUAGCCUGAAUUUCUUGGAACAUGUGUUUGAGGAAUGAGUGACCAAACACUUGCAGAGUACCUAAUCCAUGUCAGGCAUCAUGCUACUCACGUUCCAGCAUUAGAACAUAAUAGCUGUUUCCAGUGUCAUUUUCUGUAUGCGAGUAAUUCAUAGCAUUUGAAAAGGUUUUCCAGUGUGAAUUAUGUUACAAAAUCCUUAAUUUUAUAUUUCAUUUAAGUUAAAGAGGAAAACAAAGGUUUAUAAUAUAUUUUAAUCAAUGUGUUACUAUCUAACACUGACAGCUGUAAUUAUAGUUAAUAACUAAAAUCUUGUGGGAAAUGUCAAAGUAAUUGACCUAUGAAGCAACUUGGACUAAAAUAUUUACUUUAGAAAUAAACGCAUUCUUAUUUUGCAUUUCACUUUACAUAAUUAAAAAAAUUUAAUGUUUUUA
Molecule: messenger RNA, 6043 nt
Organism: Echinops telfairi (small Madagascar hedgehog)
Lineage: Eukaryota; Metazoa; Chordata; Mammalia; Afrosoricida; Tenrecidae
Gene: MAN1A2
Product: mannosidase alpha class 1A member 2
Exons: 13
Coding region: 584-2509 (641 amino acids)
Biological process (GO): N-glycan processing; carbohydrate metabolic process
Cellular component (GO): extracellular exosome; Golgi membrane; endoplasmic reticulum
Molecular function (GO): calcium ion binding; mannosyl-oligosaccharide 1,2-alpha-mannosidase activity
Source: RefSeq, a predicted model, not a curated record